AGACUGUCGCAGAUGAUUCAAUCCACAUCAUCUUCAUCAUCAUGAACCGAAUGAUAGCUGACGUGUUGGUUGUGGCGGCUCAAAAUGGUUAGGUGGGAAAGGAGCCUGGAUUUUCUGGGGUGUAAAUUAAGACCUUAAAAGCAUGCCUUUGUUAGAUGUGCCUCAGUGCGAAAGUUGAGUUGCCACCGUACUGCAUCUUCGUGAUACAUUAAUACGGACUCUGAAUUUUAAGCGUCUGCUCCGGUGCUGCUCAUGUCGCGCAGCGCUCAUGCUGCAUUGAUAGCCGGUGCUCAGGUUAGCGGCGAGCAGUGAGCCCUCCCGUUCACCGGAGACCACGGUGUUUGCCUCGAAACCGAUUUUGCGCGCACAAUGGCCGGACGCCGCGGUUGCGUGAAUUCGUUAUGGUCGGGGAGCGAGCGGGUUCGUAUUGGAGAGCGACUGAAAGCCACUCUGGCUGGCAUAAUGGAGCUGGAUCUUCUCAGAGGACGACAGCUGGAGAUGGUGGAUGCGGUACUGGACGUGAAUGGAGCACCCGCUUACCAGGGGGACGGACUGGAGAGCGCCGCCGAGGAUGGUGCCGCAACCUCCCGCAGGCAACAGGUUCCCUCAAAGCUAACACUUCAAAAACCACACAAAGUGAAAAUGACAGUAAUCCAUGUGACACCAACUGAUGAAUCAAUGUUUUCUGAAGUGAAACGAUUGAGUCUGUCCCCUGCAAACCCUGAUCUGUCUUGCCUUGGCACUGCAGGAGAGGGGAUAAGCUCACGCUGGUCUACGCUGUCCUGGGACAUCCCAUCUGAUCUGCUGUCCUCUCCCACUCCAGACUUCCCUAGCACCACACCGCUUGAAUGCGACUCUAGACCCAGCUCAGGUUUUUACUCGGUCAGUGGGAGUUCUCUGUCAGACUCUUGUUACUCCGUAUCCAGCGAGGCGGCUCCUGGAGGGUCAGUGAAAGUCAGUUGUAGGCCUCGCUCACUCGAUCAUAGUGUCACUCGCUGGAGCGAGGCUGAAUCUCAUAGUACGGAGUGUCCUGAGGGCACAGUGGAGAAACAAGAAAGAAGACCCUUUUCUACUGGGGAUCUUGAGCUCAAUAGCCUCAUGUUCCUGACAGACCUUUGUUCCAGUUUGGGAGGCAUUCAACCAGGCACUCUUUUACCCUCUUCCAACUCCAGUCCACAGCUUCAUCUGGACCCUAAAUUUUGCUCUGACCUAGUUUCUCGGAAAACAAAAGAGGUGUACCCUUACCCUAGUCCACUUCAUGCUGUGGCCCUCCAGAGCCCCCUGUUCACCACCUGCCAGGAACCUUCCCCCAUACGCCUCUCCCCCAGUCCAGAGAGUGAGCAGCCUGUGGAGCCAGGGCUUGAGCAACCUCCUGUGAAGGGCCAACCCCCAGCUUCUCCUUCCUUUACUCAGCUGGAGCAAUACAUUAACAGAUUAGUCCAUCGGCAUUACUGCAGGGUGGCUGCUGAAACUUCCAGUCGUGGACCCCAAAUAAACAUUGCUGGUGCUGGUUAUGAGGGACUUCACCCAAGAAGUGCUUCCUCCUCCAGCAUGUCUGGAGGGAGUGUUACUCCUUGUAAGUCUAUCCUGGGCAAUUCAGCGAGAGUUAGCCUCAGCAGUAUUGGUAAACGUGCAAGUAGGAAUUCUAUCAAUCUUGGUAACUUGCCCUCAGUGACAGGUGAGGAUUUCAACAUCAGCUUCCACUUAAAUCUUAAUUUGAACCUGAAUCCAAACCUGAACAAGACUUUGAGUUUUGAUGGUAAAAAUGUGAAAGAAGAGGUCUCAGGAUCGUGUGGGCAUCUCUCCGCCAGUAUAGUCACUCCAACUGCUUCCCCUUCCUCUUCGACGUCCACCAUCACCAGCACUCCAAACUGGAGCAGGAGACCAAGGAUCUCCACCUGCCCUUCCUCUGUGAACCAUCGAGGGUCUCUGGAGAUAACUGGAAAAAACUUUGAGCAAAUGGGAUUCUCCAAGUCACUAGACUGGAGUGGAGCAUCUAGGGAAGAGGCAGAGGGUUGUCCUCCAACCAAAGCUUUAGACAGCCCUCCCAAACUUAACGAGGACUCUGCAGUUGUAUGUGAAAUCUCUCGUGUAUCUGGCCUACCAAGAUCUGUAGUUCUCAGCUUGAUGGAGGAGGGGGUGGAGUUGGAUGCUGAAUGUUUUAGGAGUGAAAGAGAAAGAGGUGUAGGAUCUGCUUCUCCAAGUAACGUUCCUACACAGCACUCCUCCCGCUCAUCAUUUCAGCACCCAUUUGGAUUAGAUCAAAUUAAUCUAACACCACCAUCAACCACCUGGGCAGGUGCAGGCACUGGACAGGAUUACAUAUCUCAACAGCAUCGCCUACAAGUUUCGCACUCGGAUUGCCAUUCGGCACUGACAUCACAGUCAGAUAGCCCUCAUUCGGACAAUUCUGGUUCCACGCCUACUGUUUCUUCUCCCAUUCUGCCUUUUCCACAUAAUCAAUCAGACUCUGCCUCCUCUCCGGGCUCCUCCCACACCAGAGUCCACUCGCCUCCUCGGCUACUUUCAAAUUCACCCUUCACUCCUGCUCAGCUUUCAGUAUUUCGGCGUGACUCCCCAUCUCAGUGUUCUCUUCCACGCUUUCACCCAUGUAGUUCCCCACUGGAGGGUCCCAUUCGGCCUCGUGGAGGUUCCCUCAGGCAGAACGCAGGGGCUGGGUGGAGGCCUCAAGAUAGAGGGUGGAGGAAGAGUGGGGAUGGAGAGAGGCUCUAUCAGGGCAAACAUGCCUCAAGAGAACUUAUUCGAGCAUCCACGGUUAGUAGCUAUUCGGGCAGAGACUAUGGCACUGGAUGGGAGGAUGAAAUGAGCACUCAAACACCUAAAAAGGGUGGAAAGUUUUGGAAGGGGUUCGAAACACGAUUUUGGGGACGAGAGGAGGGCUAUGAUGAGAGAGAUGAGAGAGCUGGAGGAUUUGGUUGGAGACACACCUCGUUGAAAGAAACAUCAUCCAGUAGGCAAGAUCAAAGAGGGAACAACUCGAAAAAGAAAGGUACGAGUUGGGACAGUCGGAGUUCCAGCCUCCGGUUGUCCAGGAGAGCAUUAUUUCGAAGCGAGUCUCAGGGAAUUCUCGAGCCACAUUCUCAGAAACGGGAAAGCAAUCAGUGGCGUUCCUCGUUUGAGAUCAGCCGUGCAGGACGGGGCUCUGAACGUGCUCGUAAUCUUGUAAGAAAGGAGGAGAAACAUCAUUCUUCAACUGCCAGUCUUUUCCAUCUGUCUCGCUCCCAGAGCCUGGAGGGAAGCAGUCACUCUCUUUCUCCUCUUUCGUCCCCAUCGCUCUCACCCUCACCUCCCCCAUCAGCUCCUCUCACCCGUUCCAGAUCGUUCCGUGACCUUGGAAGGAAAAUGUUUGGCUCUAUGAGGUCCCUCAGUUUCAAUAAAAAUCACAAGUCGAAAAAGAAAGAUUAAUAUGAGCAAUUCAAAAUGGGAGAAACCAUGCUGCCAACUUGUCCAAACUUAAUUUUCUCUCUUUCUGCUUGUUUAGGUGCUUCUGCAUGCCAUGUCUAUGUGCACUCUUAUGGUCAUAGUGGUUCUGGUGUUGUUUUUACUAUGAACAUAUUAUGCUUAAAAAAAGCACUCUUUAAGUAUAUGCUGACCAAAUACAAAAAGAUGUUGUUUGAACCUAUGCUCAGGACUUUGAAAAAAAUAAAUAAAAUACAGAAUUUGAAAUUAUUGUUAAAGAGUUCAUGUUUCAACAAUCAAUAAAAGUCUUUCCAAUGUAA
Molecule: messenger RNA, 3740 nt
Organism: Cyprinus carpio (common carp)
Lineage: Eukaryota; Metazoa; Chordata; Actinopteri; Cypriniformes; Cyprinidae
Exons: 5
Coding region: 370-3426 (1018 amino acids)
Biological process (GO): negative regulation of nodal signaling pathway
Cellular component (GO): cytoplasm
Source: RefSeq, a predicted model, not a curated record